GACGUAGGGGCCGGCGGCGAGGGAAGCCGUGGCGAGGUUGAGUAAUGAGAACUUGGGCCCGGUGUUUUCCAAGCCUGGAAGGGCAGACCCUCAUGCCGGGAUGGCAGAAGAUGAACCCGAAGCUAAGAGCCCAAAGACUGGGGGUAGGGCCCCCUCCCGGAGUGCUGAGGCCGGGGAGCCUACCACCCUUCUCCAGAGGCUCCGAGGUAACAUUUCUAAGGCCGUGCAGAACAAAGUAGAGGGAAUCCUGCAAGAUGUACAGAAAUUCUCAGACAAUGACAAGCUGUAUCUCUACCUUCAGCUCCCCUCAGGGCCCAGUACUGGAGACAAAAGCUCAGAGCCCAGUACACUCAGCAAUGAGGAGUACAUGUACGCCUAUAGGUGGAUCCGUAACCACCUAGAAGAGCAUACUGAUACCUGUCUGCCAAAGCAAAGCGUUUACGAUGCCUAUCGGAAGUACUGUGAGAGCCUUGCCUGUUGCCGCCCACUCAGCACAGCCAACUUUGGCAAAAUCAUCAGAGAGAUCUUCCCUGACAUCAAGGCCCGAAGGCUUGGUGGCCGGGGCCAGUCCAAAUAUUGCUACAGUGGCAUACGAAGAAAGACCUUGGUAUCUAUGCCACCCUUGCCUGGCCUUGACCUAAAGGGCUCUGAGAGUCCCGAGAUGGGCCCAGAGGUAACCCCAGCACCUCGGGAUGAACUGGUUGAGGCAGCCUGUGCCCUGACCUGUGACUGGGCAGAGCGAAUCCUGAAACGGUCCUUCAGUUCCAUCGUUGAGGUCGCCCGCUUCCUGCUGCAGCAGCAUCUCAUCUCGGCCCGAUCUUCACAUGCCCACGUGCUCAAGGCCAUGGGGCUUGCUGAAGAGGAUGAACAUGCCCCUCGGGAACGGUCAUCGAAAUCUAAGAAUGGUGUUGAGAACCUAGAGGGUGGAGCCCAUAAGAAACCAGAGAGACCAGCCCAGCCUCCUCAGGAGCAGGAACCCCGGGCUGGGGCUGGCCCCCCAGCACGCGCAGAGCGGAAGAAGAAUGUAGUGGAGAGCCCGGCCCCCGCAGCCAGUAACCCGCAGGUUAAUGCCCUGGUGGCCCGGCUGCCUCUGCUCCUCCCCCGGGCCCCUCGCUCGCUUAUUCCGCCAAUCCACGUCUCUCCAUCCAUCCUGGCCCCCAAGCUUUCUCCAGGAGCUCUGAAAUUGGCUACGCUGCCUCUGCCCAGUAGGGCCAGGGGACCCCAGGCAGCCGUACCCAUCAUUAAUAUGAUCUUACCAACUGUUCCUGCUUUGCCUGGACCUGGACCUGGGCAAGCUCCACCUGGGGGGCUCUCUCAGCUACUGGGCACAGAGAAUAGGGAGGUAGGCAUAGGGGGUGACCCAGGACCCCAUGACAAGGGUGUCAAGAGGACAGCGGAAGUACCUGUGAGUGAGGCCAAUGGGCAAGACCCACCCGCUAAAGCAGCAAAGCAGGAUAUAGAGGAUACAGGAAGUGAUGCCAAAAGAAAACGGGGGCGCCCUCGAAAAAAAUCAGGUGGAAGUAGGGAAAGGCAUUGUACCCCUGACAAGGCAGCAGCUGCCGUGGACUCUGCCCAGGCCCCAAGGUUACCGCGGGAGACAUUGGCCUCUGGAGGGUCAGAGAGGCCAGGGACAAUGGGAGAGGCUGAGAAGGGGGUGGUGUUUGCCCAAGGUCAGGAAGAUGGUGCUGUGUCCAAAGGAGGAAGGGGCCCCAGCUCCCGCCAUGCCAAAGGAGGAGAAGAUAAAAUUCCUCUUGUCACCACAAAAGUGAGUGUCAUCAAGGGCGGUAGAAGCCAAAAGGAGGCUCUUCACUUGGUCAGGGGAGAGGCAGACACUGCAGCACAGGGUAAUAAAGACUUAAAGGGGCACGUGCUUCAAAGUGCCUCGUCCCAUGAGCAGAAAGACCCCAAAGCGACACCCCCGUGAUAGGUAUGUGGGGAAGCAUGUUAUGUUCAGGUGCGAACUCUACCUGAUUGCCCAUACAGGUCCCUGUCCGCACUCGCUUCUCUGGCUCUUGUUUUCUGAAGGGAAUUCACGCUGUUCUGUAUAGACAGCUGAAGUUCCCUUUCUUAACACAGUGCCUGCUUCCUGCCUCUGACCUUUGCAGCUCAGUCCCCUUGGCUUCAGAGUCACUAAUAAAUCUGUAGGGACCUCCUUACCUGGAUCCCUGUGCUACCCUACCCUGGGGGAAGAUAGGGAUGGAUGGAGUGUGAUGAAUAGUUAGGUUAGGAAUCUUUGGGUUUUAAACCAUAGAAAGCCUAACUCAAGCUGGCUUAAUAAAGAUCUGUUGGCUCAUGUAAAUGGAAAGUCCAGAGGUAAUGCUGGCUCCAGGUGCAGCUGAUCAGUGGCUCUGUAUGUCUAAAUGCCCGAGUGACUUUUCCACCCCCGCUGUUCUCUGCUCUACCUUCCGUCUGUAGGAUCACCUUCAGCCUGGCCCGACUUGGAGCUGCCAGCACUCCUAGAAUUACCUGUCUGCUCACUUAUGUCCAGACAGAAACAGGGCAUUUCUGUGCCAGGAAUCCUAGCAAAAACCCUAUGAUUCACUAUAUUAAGGCAAGCUCGAGUCACGUGUCCACCCCUAGCCAAUCCCUGUGGCCAGGGGGUGGUAUAUGCUAAUUUGCUUACUCAACAUCCUGAACUGCACCUGUGGAAAAGACGGACUCAGCAUCCACUGCUAGGAAGCUCAUGGGGUUUUAGCUUGCUAGGUGGAGAUCAGCCAUACCUGCUUUUUUUCCCUCAGAGCCUUGACAUUUUCCUUAAUGCAGCUGUAACCUCUUUCCUCUUAUUGUGGUCUCAGAAGGAAUGAGAGGGAAGUCACCCUCCUUUAGGGGCUAUCUCUUUAGUCCCAUUUAGAUGAGUCUCUUAUUUUCACCUAUGUCUCGGAGAUGGGGCUCCUUUUCCUGCUUCUGAAUUUUCCUUUCCCCUCAUUUCAGCUUCCCUAUCUCCCUCCCACCCUACUGCCACUUUCACCAAAUUGAGGGAAAGAUUUACUUCGUCAUUUUAUUAAAUUCAUUCUGCACCCACCAGGUGUCAGUCUCUUGUCAUACAUGUGUCAGGACUAGCCAGGACUGUGGGGUUUAGGCUAGCCAGACGGAAGGAGGUGGCUCUGUGCAUGGGGAGCACCGAUGGAGAGGCAAUCCAGACUCUCCAGGUGCAUCCUGGGAAAAGCAGUAAACCAGCCAGCGUUGGCUGAAGACACUUUGUCUUCUGCCUCUAAGGUAGCUUCUGUCAGGGAAUCUUGGUUCUUCCCAAGAAAGACAGAUUUUCUUUCAGGGAGACUUGUUCAUUUAGUUGUGCUACCGCAGAUUUUUAAAAGUUAUAUGUAAUGUUUGAUAUCUAUAAAGAAUGUAUUUAACAUAAAUAAAUUAUGAAGCCUAAUAAUUAAAUGACUACCUAUGAUUCAUCACCCAACUUAUGCAUUAACACAUUAGAAAUACCAUUGCCUUUCUUGGGUUCCUCCCUAUCCUAUCCCCUGCCUUUCCCUAGAGGUAACUACUGUCCUUAAUUUUGUGUUUCUUAAUUACCUACUAUAUAUAUAUAUAGAGAGAGAGAGAGAGAGUUAACUAUAUGUGUAUAUAUAUCCUUCUUAAAUCUUUUCAGUGUUGCUUUUUAGCUUUGCACAAAUUUUGUACUCUAAUAGUACCGUUGUUUGCUUUUCUCACGUAACAUUAUUUCUGAGGUUCAUCCACAUUGUUGUAGGUAGCUAUGAUUCGUUCAUUUUCAUCUGUAUGAUAUUUCAUCAAGUGCGUAAUCCACAAGUUAUUUAUCCAUUCACCUAUCAAUGGACAUUGGGGUGUUUCCAAUUUUUCGCUAUUACAAACAAUGCUGCUAUGAACAUUCUUGUACAUGUUAGUGCCUUUGUUUUCAGUAAGAUUUCUGAAAAGUUUUCUAAGAUGGUCCUUUUGGUCUAUACACCCUCUGAGUUGGGGACUGUUCCCUCUGUCUGAUUCUCUGGAAUUGUUUACCUCAGAUUGAAAGAAAUCAUUCCUUGUAAGUUUGGUAAAGCUUAUCUGUUAAGCCAUCUGAGCCUGGCAUUUCUUUGUGGUAAAAAAUUUUAACUAUUCUAUUCAAUCAUGGCUACUGGGGCUUUCUAUUUCUUCCUGAGUCAGUUUAGGUAAAGUGUUUUUCUAGGCUUUUGUAUAUUUUGUCUUUUUUUUUUUAAUGAAAUUUUUUUUUUUUUUUACCUCUCCUCUGGGUAGUCACACCCUCCUUUUCAUUUCUACUGUUUACUUGUGCUUUCUUUUUUCCCCCUUGAUCACUUGCACCAGAAAUUUGUUAUUUUACUUGUCUCUCUUCAGUUACUACUUUGGGCUUUGCUGAUCCUCUCCCUUAUAUAUUUGUUUUCCAUUUCAUUAAUUAUGGGUCUUAUCUAUAGUAUUUCUUCUGGUUGGUUUAGAUUUCACUUUAUGUUGUUUUACAACAUCAAUUUUGACACCUAUCUACUUAGUUUUCAAGCUGUCUUUUCUAUUGUGAGUUUUUAAGGACCUGCUUCUCUACAUUCCCCAAGUUUUUCUGUUGUAAAGCAUUUAAAUUAUUUAGUUCUAAGAAUAUUUACCGUAUGAUUUUUUUUUUGAUUCAUGAUUUAGAAAAGUUUUAUAAAUUUCCAAAUGUCUGGAUAUUUAAAAUUUUAUCUUUUUGAUAUUGAUUUUCAGCUUAAUCAUUUGUGCUCAGAGAAUGUGGUCUCUGUGAUACCAGUUCUUUGAAAUUUGUUGGGAUUGUUCUUUUACAUUCUGUAACUUAUCUUAGAUGUCCAUAUCUGUUUUGUUGUUGCCCGUGGUAGUUUGUUUGCUUGUGUAUUUUGUAUUUGGGGGUUUUGAGCUCAUAUUUUGUUAAACUUAAUCUAUGGGAAUCCAGAGGGCCUAAGCUGGGGGUACCUUGCUUCUGCCAGGAGCCAAAGGGUGCUCCUGACUUGGGACUGUGUUAGCCCCUUCAAGAGCCCUGGCUUAAUUCAGGAGGCCCAGGUUUCUCCCAUUCCUUGGCUAGGCCCAAAGUUUAGCCUCUGAUCACAAUACUGAUGUUGGCAUUUGUCCCCAGGGCAAACCUGCUUUUUCUACUUCAUGUUGCUCGUCCUUCGUGUAGGUUUCAGCUUCAUGUUAUUUUUUCUUCCUUUUGUGAUUUCUCUUACUUUCUAGCAAGCCCAGCAACAUGCUCAAUAUCAUGUCUGCUGUAAUCUGUCCAGGAUCUAGUUGUAUUUUAAUGGGACAGUCCUUUCCCGUAUCUAUGCUGCCAGAAGUAGGAGUCCACUAUUGUGGUUUGGAGCUUUUCCUUCUUGCAUUUUAAGCGCUAGGCACUUGUUAGAAGCUCGUUGGCUUAGGCCCUGCCUUCCAGUCAGGAAUGAUGGCAGCACAGUGUGACUUACAUUAGCAGUUAAGUACAGAGCUGUGGCAGCCCAGAAGAUUAGCACAUAGGUCAGACGGGAAUCAGGGCUGACUUCCCAGUAGAAAUGAGUAGGCGUUAGCUGGACAAGUCUAACUCAUAAAGCAAGAACAGGACAAUGUAAGACAUGGUAAAAAGACUUAAAUCUUGAUACUCACUCAAUUGCAUAGGAGCUGAAUGUACAUUCAGAGAGCUCACUUUGGGCAGAGAGAGGAGGGCAUUCCAGGAAAAGCAGGGGUCUGGGGAUGUGGGAUGUGAAAACAGGGAUGGCGGUACAACCCAGUAAAGAGACUUGUCAGGCAGAAAGGAGAUGUGAGUGACUACUGGUGAGAAAUAAACUAGAAGAAGAGCACAUGACCAUUAUAGUUAUCUGUUGACUGAAUGAAUGUAUGAAAGGUAUAACAAUUGCAUUAGAGGAUGGAGAAACUGGAGUAAAGAGGAAUCAGUCAGGCAGCUGUUGCCAUUAUCCAUGUAGGAGGAGAGGAGGGACUAGACCAGGCUGCUGACACAGUGGACGUGACGGGCAUAUGGGAAAAUAAACCACUGAGGAUAGAAUAGAUAGAAGCAUCCAAGGAAAUAUUGUCCUCACUGUGAUUGGGUCUGGGGAUGUCUCCAUUCACUUGGGGAGAACAGGGCACUGGAUGACUUUGAGAUUUACGUGAAUGUUACGGUGUUUUUAAGUAGUCUGUUAAAAAACUUACUCUAUUUUAAAAAUCUAACAUGAAACAAGGUAUGAUAUAGUUCAGGCAAUCUUUAGCUCAUUGGAUGACGGACUAAACUAGGAUUUUGGGGACUGUCUACUGCUCCUCUACCAUUCCUUAUUCUCUCCCCAGUACCUUGCUCCCCACUCCCAUUAACUCCCUCUCCCCCCGUGUCUUCUUUCAUUUUAGCCCUAUCAUAAAUGAAGUUAAAGAUAAUUUAUAAUUUACUAAAAUUUGAAAUAAUAUUUUGCUAUUAAACCAAGACAAACUCUAUGUCUAGUCUGUGGUCCCAAAUAAAUGAAUGUAUUGCUUA
Messenger RNA from Hipposideros armiger (great roundleaf bat), 6388 nucleotides. RefSeq names its product regulatory factor X5 (gene RFX5). Gene Ontology annotation, molecular function: DNA-binding transcription factor activity, RNA polymerase II-specific; RNA polymerase II cis-regulatory region sequence-specific DNA binding. The record is from RefSeq and is a predicted model, not a curated record. The transcript is spliced from 10 exons. Gene Ontology annotation, biological process: regulation of transcription by RNA polymerase II. Lineage: Eukaryota; Metazoa; Chordata; Mammalia; Chiroptera; Hipposideridae. The coding region runs from base 101 to 1924 and encodes 607 amino acids.